Molecule: messenger RNA, 988 nt
Organism: Ectocarpus sp. CCAP 1310/34
Lineage: Eukaryota; Phaeophyceae; Ectocarpales; Ectocarpaceae
Source: the annotation of a GenBank genome assembly
AUGCACGCAAUUUCAGAGCAUGUGUCCGGUAUCAACUUCCCACCUCCGGCCCCGGAGCGGCGCAUACCGUGCCCUCACUGUCCCAUGACCUUCGUGAACGAGCAAGGACUUGGGAUCCACAUGAAAACACAGCACAGCAAUGCAAACAUGCCCAACGGCUUGCGGCUGCAGCGGAUGCUAGUGAAGACUCCCAAAGGGUAUGUUCAGCCGUGGGGAGAAGCCGGGCAUGGACGUUGUUGGCACGUGAAGGUCGAUGGUGCGACGGGGGCGGCUUCGUUCGUCCUCCAACGGAAGCGCUUCCGCGAUCUCGACUUGGAAAGCGACGGCUUUACGGACCGCAAAGUCAAGGAGACUCGUGGAGCUGUGAAACGCAAGCGAUACGAUUUCAGGUUCAAAGCCCAUGUUGUGACCCAGCUGCGCCUCCUCCAGGAAGACGCCGCGGACCUCUUCAAGGAGGAGCAGCUCACGCCUCUCCAGUACUUAGAGGACCGUCUCAAGCAGCCAAAGCGGUGGUUUCCUGAGGAAGAGAAGAAGCUGUACAAUAUGUUCUUGGCGCGGCGGAGGAGGAAGCUGAAGGUGUCGACCCUGUGGCUGACGGUCACGUUCCGGAAGCUCGUGCAAGAGAAUCACCCUGAGGACCAACGGGCGGCGGCGUUCAGCGCGUCCUUCAGGUGGGCACGAAAAUGGGCAAAGAGGCAUAAGCUGUCCAAACGGCGCAGGAGCAACCUCAAGAACAAGUCUGUUGAAGAGCGCCUACCAAAGAUCCAGCGCUUCCACCGGCGGUUUCGCAAGCUCCUGCAAGAGCCGGUACGGUACAGGGCACCCGAGGCAUCGGACGUGUCGGCGAUGUCGACGGUCGCGGAGGGAGAGUCCAGAGAUCCCAAGUACGGUCAGUUCCAGCUCUGGGAGCGUUGGAAUGUGGAUCAAGUGCCUUUGCCAUUCGUGAACAGACUGAUCAGCACGUGAGAGAAGACAGGCGCGUUGCGUG